UGUGUUUGUUUUGUAGCCCGUACAGGAGUGAGGAGGCGCCGGGGAGCAGUGGAGCUGUCACGGCAGCAGGUGCGCUUUCUCGGUCUCUUGUCCCGGGUGGAGACCCAGCGAAGGGACAGCGGGCUGCGCACUUCCUCCGCGUCCACGUUUGUCCCCUCUGAGCAGCCAUGACUUCUGUGUGGAAGCGACUUCAGCGGGCUGGAAAGAAAGCGUCCAAGUUCCAGUUCGCUGCCUCCUUCCACGAGCUGAUGAUAGAAUGCACCGAUAAAUGGCAACCAGACAAACUGAGGGUGUCAUGGAUCAGGAGAACCAGACGUCACAGCACAAAGCUCCACAGCUGGCAGCCAGGGAUCAAAAACCCGUACAGAGGCCUGGUGCUUUGGCAGGUUCCAGAGAGUUUAGACAUCAGCGUCACACUCUUCAAGGAACCAACUGCAGAUGAGUUUGAGGACAAAGACUGGACAUUCGUCAUUGAAAAUGAGACCAAAGGCCGCAGGAAGGUGUUGGCAUCAGCAGAUGUGAACAUGAAGAAGUUUGCCAGUGCCACACCGGCCCAGUAUGAUGUCACGCUGAAGCUCAAACCGCUGUCUGUGAAAGUGGUGGAAGCCACGCUGAAACUGAACCUGUCUUGUGUCUUUCUCAAAGAGGGCAAGGCCACAGAUGACGAUAUGCAGAGUCUGGCCAGUCUGCUGAGCAUGAAACAGAGUGACAUCGGGAACCUGGAUGACUUCAUUGACAGUGAUGAUGAAGGUGGUGAGGAGAGGAGGGCCAGCUUUGGACAAGCUACUCAUGUUACGGCCUCUGUCUCUAUCAUGAGAGUACAUGACCUGGCUUGGAGGCCUGUAGUUGAAUCAGGCCCCACAGCUUCAAGAAGGCCCCAUAGCUUUCACAGCUUGGAGGCCUUUGCUACCUUCACCCCUUCUAAAGCCACCUCCACCUCUUCUCACCCCCCCUCCGCCCUCGAUCCAUCGCUCCACACUCCCACUUCCUCUGAUACCUCACAAACAGCCUGUCCCACUGCCUUGAGACCACAUGGCGUUCUAUCCCUUCCUUCUGCAACCUCCUCAUCUUCGGCUCCUAUCAGCUCCUUCUCCCCUACCCCCUCUCUACCUCCACCUCCCGCUGCUCCCAGACACCCCAAAGCUUGCUUCUCCUCAGGGGAGUUGGGCUCCGCCCUCACCAGGCCUAGCAGCCUUCCGUCAGCCCCAGAGACAGCUUCGUGGCAGAGCGAAUGGAGGCCCCCGAAAUCUCAUGCGCCUCUAGCACAGCCUGCCUGCUCCCCUAAGUUUCUGCAUCUCUCUACCAAGGAUGGACAGCACAUAGAGACGCCAUUUUCGUCCUUUUUGGAGGAGAAACCACAGGCGGGGUCUGGAUUCAUUCCUUCUUGGAGACCCCAAACCCCCCCUAUAGCCGAGACCCUCUCACCUUCUCCUUUAAGUCCUUCUUCUGCUCAUGUUCUCUUUGGGUCUCCUCCUCCUCUUCUUCCUCUUCCUUCUCAGCCUUAUAAAUCCCAAACUGCAACAACCGCCAACAGUGAUGCAGAAUUCAAAAGACAGUUGAGCACGCUGCGUGAAGAAGACCACCAGUGUAUGACUUCCACAACCCCUGAUGCUACAGCGCCAGCCAGCCGCAGGCCAGAACCCCCCAGGGCUUCAGACAGGGGAAGAGACCCACAUGCAGGAAUGCAUGUUGUGAAGGCAUCAGCAGGACCUGAGAGCAUGGCCUCACUCCUGCCUCUAAGCCCAAGAAAGCCAGUAGUCCAAGGACUAAAAUAUUUUGAGAUGCCAAAACCACAGGUCAAUCAAUCAGAAUCAAGGCCAACAAGAACAUUUCCGAGCAUUCAACCAACAGUUCUUCCCUUCACUUCAGCACAUAGGCUAAACUGUGAUUAUCAAGAGUGUUCCUCUGCUUCAGUCAAAGGGCCUUUGGUUCAACCAAGAAGUCACUUGUCCAUGAAGUCCAUUCAGUUAGGAAACGCCCGACCAGAGCCCAAUCAUCACAUUUCUCCCUCCAACUCCAAACCAACCCCCAGACCACUCCAGGGACCUUUGCAAAUUGCUACAGGGUCUGACACAAAACCGAUAGAAACUAUGGGAGCGGCCUGUAAAAAAGAAGCUGUAACUGUGGAUUUGGGAAAUGAGAGCAUUGCUGGUCAGUCUGGAGAAUGUUCAAUUGUGAAAAACUCACAUUGGGAGAAGCCACAAAGAGACAUUCAAACAAUAAGCCCUACUGUUCCAAUACCCAUUAUGGAGAAGAAAACCAGAUGCAACAUGACUGCCUCAGUGAAUUCAAGAUUGGACCCUUUUGGGGUUCUCUCUGCACAGCAAGUCACAGCAGACAAUUUAUCAAAUGAAGAAGAAUUUAAAGUGGAUUUUGCAUCAUCCUCCACAAAACGAUUGGAUGUGCAUGAUUUUGACCCACAACAUUGUAUGGGGAAAGUGAGAACAAAAAUUGUGGCAAAAUCUGCAGGCAGUACAGAAGAAAUGUGCUUGUACUUAUCAACGGCAGAACAUAGUCAAUUAUGUACAACAAAAAGUUAUAUUUCUCAAUCACCGUCCAUACUACAGCCUGACGUCACACUAUGCCUUCCAAGAAUGAUUAAGUUACAAUCAAGUUGCCCACAAUAUUCCAAGAUUCAUGGCAUGCCAUCUUUAUAUCAGUCAGAGAUUACAGCUUGGCCUGAUUGGAGGUUAUUGACUCCAAAGUUACCAAGCAACAGAUUUCCUUUACUCCUGCACUCAGACUUUAGUUCCCUUUUUAAGAGUAGUGCAGGGAUUUUAAAAAUGGUGGACAUUACACCGUCCUGCCCCAGGUCUGCUAGUAUUCCAGGAUUCCCAUCUGCUUUGAAGCGUGAACCUAAUAUGACUUGUCUUUUACCCAUUUGUCCCAGAAUUUGCAGUAUUCCAGGGUUAGCUUCUGCUGGAGCAGUGAAUGUGUUUGAAGAUUAUGUUUUGGACAAUGGUUCUCUGUGGAGGAAACAAUUGCAGAUAAAAGACGCAUUUAUUUCGUACAUGUCCUGUUUUCAGGAGCAAGAUGUUCCUGAUACUAAUAUGGUUAACAGUAUGGUGGCCAUGUUGCCAACAUGUUCUAGAAAAGCGAGUAUUCCAGGAUUUCCUUCCGCACCAUUGCUCAAGGUUCCAAGUAUUCCAAAUAUGGCUAGUCUUCUCCCUACAUACCCCAAACAGACAAUUGUUGCAGGUAUGCCUGGUAGACAAGAAGCUAUGGCAGCGAAUGACAGCUGGCUUAUUUUAAGGGAAUAUAUUUUUGAAAGACCAUUGAGAAGUAAUCCUGCUCUGGUGUCACAUGAGGAUAAAGAGCAUAUACGACAUAUGGUAGAUAUGUUAUUAUCUUGUCCCUGCAAGGAAGUCCUCCCUGGUUUUCCCUCUGUGCCAAGAAAAGGCACAGAUACCCCCAAAGAAAUGUUAGAUAUGUUGAGAAGCUGCCCGCACAAAGCCAACGUUUUUGGCUCACCUUCUGCUCCACAAAAACCAAGCAUGGUUAAUAUAAUGCCUUUAUGUCCCGUACACAGUAAAGUCCCUGGUUGUCCUUCACAGACUGGACAGAAACUCUGUGUGUCUAGCUGCAAUGAAUGGUUUGCCUCUAAAAUUUUACAGUGGGACAUUCCAUUCAUCAAAAAGGAAGUCCAGAUUCGAAAUGCAGUUUUGUGUUUUGAUGAAAACACUGCUAAAAGUAUGAGUGCAAUAUUACCCUCUUGCCCUGAGAAAGUUAGAGUUCCUGGGUUUCCGUCUGCUUUGACACUCACAUUAACCAAUGUCCCAACUAUGGUCAACUUAUUGCCAAGUUGUACAAAGGCAUCUAGAAUUCCUGGAAUGCCACUAAGAGACACCAGUGAACAAUCAGAGUGGCUGAUGGCAAGCAAAUCGCUCCUACGUCCUCGGGAAAAGUUGGCAUUUGAAUACAAUUUACUGGAUGUAAAUGUGUUCUAUUCUGAUUGUGAUUGUGUGUCAAUAUUACCAUCUUGCCCACAGACAGCUCGUUUACCAGGCUUUCAAUCAGUGCUAUCUACGGUGUUAGCAGAUAUACCAAGUAUGAUCAAUUCGUUGCCUACAUGUCCAAGACAUUCCACCGUAUGUGGAAUUCCUUCUAGAUACUACGGUUAUUGUGAUGAGGCCGAAUGGCAUGUGUAUAAAUGGCCAGUGUGGGAAAGGCCAUUAACAAACCAAGGCAAAAUGCCAGUAAUACAUGACCAUACAAUGCAUAUUACAGACAAAGUAGUUGUCAAGAUUAUGGUAUCAAUGUUGCCACCGUGUCCACAACACUCAAGUAUUCCUGGAAUUUCUGAGGCAGGAGAGAAACCAGUGGAAGCUGUGAUGAGGGAGGCUCAAACCAUGUUAAAAACUGAAGCCACUUUCCCGCAACAACGUGAAAUUCCAGGUCUACAUGGACAGAGUAGCGCCAAAGAUUGGGAUGGCCGGUAUGUAGACAAGGACGUAGUUUGGAAAAGCUCAUUCAAUACUGUUAAGGAUCCAUCCUAUAGGGACAAAGAAAUAACGCAGAGUAUGCUAAAAUCAUGUCAUUCACGGUCCCUGAACCCUGGAACUCCACCUGCUUAUAAACAGCAGGUUCUUGAUGCCACCUUGAUGGAAAAACAUCAUGGUAAAAACAUGGUAAAAUUGCUGCCAUGUUGUCCACAACGGUCAAGUAUUGUUGGUUUCCCCUCAAGACUGUCAGUUAUUUCUGAUUCUGAAGUAGGGGACCGGCUGGUGGUGAUGAUGAAGAUGCAAGACUGCAGUGACUUUCACACAAUGUAUAGUUCUCCCAAAGAUAGAAUAAUGGCAAUUCCUUCUCUUGAUUCUUCCUGUCCAAACAUUGCUCUCAGUUCUUACUUCCCAACAGUUAAAAUGCCUGACAUAAACUGCCUUCCAAAUAUGAUAAAUAUUGUGCCAUCUUGCCCAAAGAAAGCGUCUGUUCUUGGAUUGCCAUCCACACAUGUGCACCUUUCAGAAAAAGAGUGGCGAGGAACAACGAUAAUUGGAAGUGAAAGAGAAAACCAUACGAAUGAACACCUCUCACUGGAAGAACGUUUCUUUGGAAACGUUUCUGUUAGAGAAGGAUCAAAACUUUUCAUACUCCCGAGCCAAGGAUCAGAGGAUGUUCAACAAGGAAUGACAAUGGAGUCAUCAACCCCCUUACUAUCAUCAAAUUCUGAGGGCCAGCCAUCCUCCAUGGUCAAUGGGAUGGAUACAUUAUUGGAUGAGGCCAGUCCAAUAGGAUUCAAUCUUGAUACAGAGACAACUAAAUCCAAUGUGUGCUCAGAUUUGAAGAGAUAUAAAGAUGAACAGGGCUUUUGGAUACCAAGUGAGGCAGAAGAAAAUGCUGUUCUAGGAAAAGGAAACUUGCAUUGCAGAAUCUGGCACUCCCUUCCUCAUAUGCCACUGUUGUUGAGUGUUAGGAAGAGACAUGAAAACCUGGUUUCACUAGAGCCGUCAUGCCAAGUUGUUGCUGGUGCAACACAACUUCCAUCCCAAACCCAAAUAAGUAAUGCCGAGCUGCAAUUACAAAAAUGUCCCACAAACAAGACCGUAGUAUGGGAAGAGCUACCAAAGACAUCUACAGUAAAAUGUCCGACAGACCAGACCAUACUAUGGGAGGAGCUACCAAAGGUGACUAAAGAGAUAGCAAGAAAGUCAUCUGAGGAAGAAAUGGAAAUGACGAGAAGAAAAGUGGUCUGCCUCUCUUCUACAGUGUUGAAAACUAGUAAUGAAAUGAAGACAAAUACAGAAACUGGGAUUGCAGAUCUAAUGCCAAUAUACCCAACAGUUAGCAACAUAUUCAAAUGCAGUGUUACUGCUGAACAAACAGAGGAAUGCCUACUGAACAGCAAGUCUACUUGGGAUACCCCAUCAGAGGAUAAGGACAUUGUGCAUAAAACGUCUUCCACCCCUUGUGCACAACAUGUGCCAUACUAUAUGAAGACAGAUUUAUUGCUUGUCUGUCCCAGUGUGACAUGCAUUGCUGGAAUGCCGUCUAGAUUGCCCCCAAAAGGAAAACCCUGGUGUAUAGAUCAAAAGACAAUCUGGGAGAAACAAUCAAAAAUGAGGGAAAUAUUAGCACCAUAUGCGUUGACGGAUGAUGAAAUGAGCCAUAUGGUUUUACUGGUACCCUCUUGUCCCAGAAAGGCUAUAAAUCCAGGUUUUCCUUCUGCACCGCUAUACAGUUUAGUUUGUUUUUGUCCAAGUGUAUCCAGUACACCUGGUGGUUCAUCCAUCGAUGAAGCCAGCAACCGAUCAUGGGUAUCUCAGCAGGCUCCAAUUUUGGAAAAUAAAAUGAAAAGUGAACAAGUUGUAAUGACAGCAUCACUAAAAGAGAAGGAUCAAUUUAGACUGGAAUCUUUGGAACCAACUUACCUAAGACAUUCUUGCACACCAGGCAUCCCAUCAAUUACACAACCUGGUAUAGCAUAUCAUGGAUCAGAUAUGACGAGCCUUCAAAGUUCUUGCACCAAAACACCUUGUAUUGAAGGUGUUCCAUCAUUAAUGGAACCAUUGAGGAAAGGCUGCCCUGCAGAUUACAAACCCUUAGAGGUAAUUCAGACAGAAAAAUACAUUGUUGUGAUUGAAAAGAGACCCCACUACAAUGACAUGAACAAUGACACGAGAGCCAUGUCAGCCCUAGCCCCAACAUGUCCAAAAUCAUCAUGUAUUGUGGGUUUUUCUUCAAUGCAGAGAGAUGACAGCAAAGACUGUAACACUUUCCAUGAGCCGUUAUGGGAGAAGCAAAUUAAAAAGACUUCUAUAUUGAUACUGGAAAAUGAUAAAAUAAAAAAAGACAUGAGAGGAGUUGUGUCUCUUGCACAAAGUUGCCCAAGAGAAUCACUCAUCUCUGGCUUUCCCUCUGUCCCAAAACUAAGGAUAAACAAUGUUGACAUGACAAAUAUGGUCAGUCUUUCAAGCUCAUGCUCAAAAAGGUCAAAAAUACCAGGAUUUCCGUCAUCCUCUAAUUCAAAAGAAUGGAAAGUAAGCAGGAAACCCCUAUUUGAAUGUAAAUUGCAAGCAAAGGUGGUGUCAUUGAUAGACAGAAGUGAAGGAGAUAAGAGAUCAAUGAAAGCAAUGGUUGCUCUUGUACCAUCCUGUCCAAAAGAGGCAAGGGCGCCAGGAUUUCCUUCUCAUCCAAAUUCCCAGAACAUUUAUAAUGCACCAAAUAUAAUCAGUCUUUUUCCAUUGUGCUCGCAAGUUUCCAAGAUUCCUGGAUUCCCAUCAAUUGAUCUGAAUGUUAGUGUGGGAUGGAUAAUAGAAAAGAUGUCAUUGCUGAAGAGCCUACCAAAGAAGACGGUCAUAUUUGAGAUAUCAAAUAGCGUUAAAAAGAAUUCUAUCGUUUCCUGUGUACCGUCCUGUCCAAAAAUGACAAGAAUCCCUGGUUUCCCAUCUAUUCCAAAUCCCAAAAUGGUGUAUUAUGGCCUAAAUGUAGUCAAUCUCCUUCCUUUGUGCCCCCUUGUUUCUAUCAUACCUGGAUUUCCAUCAGUUAAAAGUCAAAAGGAAGAUGGAUGGUCUGCUGAACUGGGUCCAUUAAUGCACAGACCACUAAAGAACAUUCAGUUUAGGAUAAACAGCUCGCCAGCUAACAUAGACAAAACAUACAACAUGAUUUCCUUGGUUUCUUCUUGUCCAGGAUCAUCAAAGAUUCCAGGCUUUCCCUCUGUUCCCAAAUACAACAUGCUAAGUAUUGUCCCUAUUUGCGCCAAAGCAUCCAAUCUCCCUGGAUUUGCAUCCUUUGAAGGAACCUCAAAAUUACAAUGGGUUUUUGAUCCACACACUAUGUGUGAUAAGCCAUCAAAGGAGACAGUAUUCAUAAGGCACAGUCCAAAUGAAGACCCCAAAUCUGCAAAGACAAUGUUGGCCUUAGUGGCAUCUUGUCCAGAAUCAUCCACAAUUCCUGGCUUCCCCUCUGCACCGCAAACCAAAUCGAAGAUUACCAGUGAGAUAUGCUUUGUACCUUGCUGUUCCAGGGCUUCAAGUCUCAAAGGAUUUGCAUCCAUGUCUGCAAUCCAAAAUACAGGGUGGCUUAAUGAAACAAAACCAAUUUUGCUAAGUCCUCAGAAGAAAAGGCCAGAAAUAAUUGUGCCACUUAUUGAAAAGAACGAGCUAUGUUGCUACAGCAUGAGAGGCAUGAUGACAUUAGUGACAUCCUGUCCAAGAGAAGCCAGAGUUCAUGGUUUUCCCUCUGCUCCAGUUACAAACAGACCACCAAAUAUGGUCAGCUUAUACACGUCUGCUCCAUGUGUUUCAUGCAUCCGAGGUUUCCCAUCAGCAAGGACACUUAGCUCUGAAUGUCUAAAUAUACAAACCUGGACAACUGACAGCAAGUCAUUGUCUAAGAACUUGCAGAAUGAGAAGAUUUGUGUCAUUGCAAAUAUUCCAGCCAAACACGAAGAAGAUGAAGCAAAGUAUAUGGUAGCAAUGGCAGCUUCAUGUACACAUUCAACAGAAAUCCCUGGGCUUCCCAGCAUUUCACAAUUGAAUUCAGCAGAGAAAGAAAAAGUCUACUGUUCUACUGGAAAGUAUACACCCCAACAAUUGCCUCACGCACUUUCAACACAGUCAUAUCAAAAAGACCCAAGAAUGCCUGUUGUUCCUUCCACAUGUCUUAGCUUCUCCAACACAGCACUUGCAUAUGAGUUCAAUGGAGGUGCAAAGCAAAACAUAGAUCUUUGUGUAGACAACAGCCAAUCACAAGUAGAGAGGACAGUAGCAGAAGUAGCCCAGACAAAAGGGAAGAAACCAAUGGAAACACCAGACACAGCGGGAGUCUUGGGUUGGGAAGUAAUGGAGGCAGAGGGAACAAUUACAGAAAACCAAGCACCGUCUUCUUUCCCAGCAAAAGUGGAAGAUACGUCGGGAUUAGUAAAGGCUAUUGUGGGUGUUUUCAACAAAGGGUUUCACUCACUCACUCCAGUAUCCAUGUCUCCCAGUUAUGAAACAGUAGCAUCUAUUUUCGGGCCGUCUAGCUCUACUUUAGCUGAAGUGGAACACCAACCCAUGACUGCCUUUUCUAAGGAUCUGAAAGACAAGCCAUUGGCCUCUUCAGAUGAGACACAUUUUGCUGGCAGCACAACUUCCAUUCAGAAGAUAGAGAGCCAGUUGGAAGACAUUUACAUCAAAGAUAAAAUUGAAUAUCCAGGUAGUGCUGAGCCUUACACGUUGGACUUGGAAGGUGACCGAUCAGCGUCUCCAUCACCAACUACCAACAAUGAUGACAGGUUUUUGGUUUGUGCAACCAUUAGGAAAUGGCCACCACUGACAGAGUCAGAUAUCACUGAAGUAUCAAAGGAGAAUAGUGGACAAGUAGAGGAGCAAGAGGCCUUUCUUGAUAAAUGGCAUGCAGAGGAAACAUCGCUCACCGGACAGGAUUCACAUUGUACAAUGUAUAUUGAAAGCUUGUUAGCAAGGCAACAGACUGGGACAGAAGAGGAAGAAGUUAGAACAGACUCAAUUUCAUCACAGCGGAAUGAAGGCCCCCAACAAACAAACAUGGAAGAAAUUACAUCAAAUGAGUCACGCACAAAUUCCAAUGUUCACAGUGAAAAACUCAUGGAGAAACCCUUAUAUAUUCAGGACAUUAGUCCAGUUGGACCACAUGCUACCAUUGCUGACCGUGGAAGAAAGCCAAAGAGAAAUGUUCCAAAACCUCAACCGAGAAGGUUUGAUCAGGAAAAGGAUACUAUUCCAGUACGACCACUCAGAAAGAAGGAUAGUUUAACCUCAGACAGCAAACAAAAAUCUGAUGUUGUGUCGGUCAAUCUCUUCCCUGAGGUUUCUCCAAUCCAAUAUCUAGAGAAAAAUACUAGUGGUGAGAUACAACUUGCCACUGCCCCAUAUUGCCGGAUGAAGAAAGGAGCCGGUAGCAUUACCAGUGUAGCUCAAAAUGGUCAUGCCCAAAAAAGUGAUAGUACUCAAGUAACUUCACACUUAAGUGACUAUAGACACAAAGGAGAAACUGAAUCUGUGCAAAUAUACAGGGACGUUGUUGUGCCGCCUUGUGUGAAAAGAAGAGAUGGCAGUUUGCCACUUGAAACUCCAGAGAAAACUGCCCCUUGCAAGCCUCUGAGGAGAAAAGACAGUGUGACUAGGGAGACACUUGUUCCAAAAACCAAUGACCAACAGGAUUUAAAAGCCAAGGUCAGCUCGGAUCCAGUUCCUCCUCAACCAUAUAAGAGGAGCUUUUUUGUUUCAGGAGCUCUUGAGUCUUUACAGAGCAUUGAUGAACCCAGUCAAACAGAAAUGUCAUUACUCCCUUCACAACCAGUAGGAAAAAAAGAACAAACAAUCAAACUAAAUUUGGUUGGGAGUGCCUCUGCAAAGGCAGCUACAGAAAUAGUCUGCACAAUGCACACAGAGCAACCCUCUCAUGCUUCGGAAUGGCAUAAGAAAGAUAUCAACACAUGUGUCAAGGCCUCUUCUCUCACAAUUCUCCCAUCACAAACAAAGGGAAUUGGAAGUAUCACACCAAAGUCUGAACCAGACAGGCUUCAUGUUGAGCAAACUGCUUCUCUCUCAAUCAUCAAGAAAAUACAUCUUCCCCAGCGGGGCAAGAAAUUCACCUUAAACAAAUCCGGCAAAAUCUGCAGUGACAAGGAGUCUGUAAAACCAGUCCAGAUAAUAAACACUGUUUAUAAACACAGGGAAGAAAUACAGCAGUCACAUAUUGCUGGCGAAAAAACUGUUGAUAUGAUUGGCAUCAUGUCCUCUCAGAAAAAAGAAGAAACAUCAGAGAAAGGACAAGCAGAGAAGGACAGACAAACAUCUCUUUGUAUCCCAAGGCCACGUGAGAGAAAACGUCUCAGCGGCUCCUUCCAAGAUGAUGUGACACCUAUGGCGAGCACAUCAAAGUCUUCCCAUGGAGAAAAUGGAGAGGCAUCAAAGCAAUUUGGUCCUUUAGCCUUUUCUUCAACAACUAACAAAUUGUCAAAAGCGAAACAUAGCAAACAAUUUCCUUCUCUUCCUUUGGGUGAUCAACCUUCUUCAUCCACAAAAAUAAUGAAUCCUGUGACGUUAAGGAGAAGUAGAUCGGCCACUGAGGGCAGGGUUCAGGGAGAGGAUGGUCAUAUUUCAGAGAAGACACCAGGAGCUUCAGGCUUACCUGUACCAAAACCAAGAGUAAAGAAACGUCUCAGUGAUUCAUUUCCAGAUGCCACUUCACUUGACUUACCACCUCCCCGCCUGCCAGACACAUUAAAAGACACUGGGGAUGAAUCAGUCCAACAGAAUGACCAGUCAAGGUUGCCACGACCAUUGCCGCGGGCCAAGAAACAUCUCAGUGCCAAAUAUUCAGACAACACAGUGCUUGCAACUAAUGUUUCUCCUCCAGAAUUGGAAUUGAGAAACCCAGAGGCUAUACACGCCACUGGCAAGGAAACUAAGGAAGGCCCAAAAUCGCUGGAUUCAAGUGUGAUCUCUGAAGGAGGCUUCGUCACAAUCCAAGGAGAAGAUAAUGGUGCGUCACAGUUGGAACGGGAAGUGCUCGAAGCAAUGGAAGAAAAUGAAUUUCAUCAGGUAGACGCUGUUGAAGAUGAUGAGAAAAAACUGGAUGAAAUCAUUGAUGGCUGGACCUUUACAGAAAAACCUGUUGCCACAAAUGACUCAGAGAAGGCUGCAGAGUGUAUGCCUCAGCAAGCUAACAUUGAAAAAGUCCUGGGAGAAGAGGUUGAUAGGGCUCAAACUUCUCAGGAUGACUGGCUACACGUAGGUGAUAAAGACAGUGAACGAGUGGAAACUAACGCGAGGAAGGAAAUGAGGGACGAAGAGUUGGACUUUGGCUUUGUUUCUGUAGAUGCUGAUUGUUUCGAAGAAGAAAGGCAGAGGGAGAAGUCACAGGUUGGUUGCUUUCACCAAGCCAAUGAAACAACAACACAGCAGAAAAGACCUGCAGAUGGGGAUACGGCUCCGGAAGGCUUUUCACCAACUCCCAGCUUAGUGACAUCCAGCCAGUCUCUACUGGACUGGUGUCAGGAAGUCACACAGGGUCACAAGGGAUUGAAGAUCACCAAUUUCAGCACCUCCUGGAGAAAUGGCCUUGCCUUUUGUGCCAUUUUACAUCACUUCCAACCAGAAAAUAUUAAUUUUGAAAUGCUGAACCCGUAUGACAUCAAGGACAACAAUAAGAAGGCCUUUGAUGGCUUUGCCGAACUUGGCAUUUCCAAGCUGAUGGAGCCUUCAGACAUGGUCAUGCUGCCGGUGCCUGACCGCCUCAUCGUCAUGACCUACCUCAACCAGAUCCGCACCCAUUUCACUGGCCAGCAGCUCAGUGUGCUACACAUAGCAAAGAAUAGCAGCGAGUCCAGCUAUGCAGUAGCAGGGGACCGGGAGGGCCAAGAGGACCCUGAGGCAACUGUUCGCUACUGUGCCCAGCGGUUGCAAGAAGAGGGUAUUAGUCUAGACACCAACGGGACUGCAGGCACCGCACAGUCGGCGGACAAUAAAACCAGGGAUGUCGUGCCACCUCCCAGAAGCAGACGGGAGCAGGUUGCUGGGGUUCAGCCACCAGUCGCGCCACCAAGGACUCAUUUCCUGUCCAAGACUGGGUUCUCUCAUGUCAAAGACGCGGAUCUGGUCAAGAAGCGUAGAUCACAGCGGAGGAGUAUGUCAUUAGAAGAAGGAGACAUAUCGGUGGUUGUUGCAGGUCAAGAUGAUCGUGUGAUUUCUCGGAGGAAGUCAGAUACCGAGAGAACAGAGGCUGAAGUUGAGGAGGGAAGAUCAGAGAGCCAAGACCCCAACCAGUAUGUGCUGAGUCAGAUAGAAGCCCUGGAAGCGGAACAAAGUCAUAUUGAUAACAGAGCAGGUGUUGUGGAGAGGAAACUCAGACAAUUGCUGGAAACGGGUAGUGACAAGGUGGAGGAGGAGAGGUUGAUUCAGGAAUGGUUCAUACUGGUCAACAAGAAGAAUGCUUUAAUCAGGAGGCAGGACCAUCUGCAGCUUCUGCUGGAGGAACAAGACUUGGAACGAAAAUUUGAACUAUUGAACAAAGAGCUGAGGGACAUAAUGGCAAUUGAAGAGGGGCAGAAGACUCCCGUCCAUAAACAGAGAGAGCAGCUGCUGCUUCAAGAGCUGGUUUCACUGGUCAACCAGAGGGACGAACUCGUCCACAACAUCGACGCGAAAGAGAGAGGAGCUCUAGAGGAGGAUGAGCGUCUUGAGCGAGGCCUGGAGCAGCGGAGGAGGAAGUACGCCAAGCAGCAGAAAGAAAAGUGUGUGAUGCAGUAGCAACAGAUUCUGUGAACUCUUUGGCCACGAAACGCUGCUUCACACGUCUGACAGGACGCGGGUGUGAACACAUGUUUGGUCCUCUUUUCACCUGCUGUCAGACUGAAGUGGACAUUUGCAUGUAGCGGGGGUCCUUCUGACCAGAUAUGAGGUGGAGUGAGGCUCGUAAAAAUAAACUUUUUGCUUUUGGUUUGCUUUCCUUUUUCAAUGAUGUAAGAUGUAGUGUUUGCCUCCAUUUUGUGCCCCAAGAUCAAAGUAUUUAAAAUGGGCUCUAUUGUCAUACUCCACAAAUCAAUGUGUUGCCUACAAACUAACCCGUACAGGAGAUUCAGCACCAACGAGGAGUAGAGGCAGCGAGAGAGAGAGAGAGAUAGACGCUUGCAGGUUUUCACUGUUUGCUUUGCAGUUUCUGUGCUCUGUGUGUGUGUGUGUUUUCAGUAACUGUUGUUACAGACGUGAAUUGAUUGAGAAUGUGUAUACGACUUGGAGAUGUCUGGUACAAGUAUGAGUUGCCAAAAACAACAGAAGUAUUUCUGACCAUGUUGGGAUUGCACCUCCUGAUAGUAAAAUCUAAUGGCAGUUCAUUCAUAGUUUCAGUGUUUCCCGGUCAGGGUUAGUUUUUGACAGAUGAGGAAAUCUCAGUUCCGAGGUAAAAGACUUGGGGUGUUGUUUUUAUCCUAAUGUUUAGUGGGAUAAAGGACGAGCGAAUACAGCCACUUUAAAUAACUUAAUGGGUAGAUUUAAAAUGGUGGUGUUUAUUCAAGUCAUCUAUCUGAGAAGCAGCCACACAGAUAUUAAGAUGAAAACAUCCAUCUGUUUAGAUGGCACAACAGCAUUUAUCCUCUCUGGAAACUGAUGACAGUGACAUUUAUACAUGUAGGAUUUUGUUUCACAUUUCACAUGUUGUUUAGAAAAUGUUCUGGUGAGACUUAAGUGGCUAAACACAUUCAAUGACUCCUGCCUUUUAUUUUGAAAGAUCUUUAAAGUACCAGACAAUUUGAUCUUGAAAUGAAAGGUAAAGACGGGAAUGUCUUUUCAUCCUCAAAGCCAUAUGUUUGUUAGCAUGAUAAUAACAUGAGCUUAAAGUUAAAAAAAAACAUUUUUCUAGUUUUGCACUGAAAAAUAUUUUACUUCAGUGCGAGAAGGUCCUGUAACAGCGGCGUUUAUUUUAUGUGUUUGCAGUUGACCCGUUGACGGCUGUUUGUAGCCGCUCGGAUACCUCGUGUGAAUGAGUCACAACCUUUUAGAAGGAUUGCUGUUAUUAUUUGUGGUUUUAUGUUACAUUUGCACAAUUUGUAAAGUUUAGAAAAUAUAAAAGAUCUGAACAAAUUUAA
This is a messenger RNA of Gasterosteus aculeatus aculeatus (three-spined stickleback), 14551 nucleotides long. RefSeq names its product EH domain binding protein 1-like 1a (gene ehbp1l1a). Gene Ontology annotation, molecular function: protein binding. The record is from RefSeq and is a predicted model, not a curated record. Lineage: Eukaryota; Metazoa; Chordata; Actinopteri; Perciformes; Gasterosteidae.